Aspergillus nomiae NRRL 13137 is the source of this 1734-nucleotide messenger RNA. RefSeq lists its product as uncharacterized. The transcript is spliced from 2 exons. NCBI's taxonomy places the organism in Eukaryota, Fungi, Ascomycota, Eurotiomycetes, Eurotiales, Aspergillaceae. The coding region runs from base 1 to 1734 and encodes 577 amino acids. The record is from RefSeq and is a predicted model, not a curated record.
AUGUCUACUACCUUGAUCCAACUCUCCUAUCACCAAACUGCUCGCAAUCGCACUGAGCUCAGUCUGGAGAACCUUCUCGCUGGCACUCACAGGCAACUUAUCAGGAACCUCGGUCUCUGCACCAGUUCAGAAUACAUGACCAGGAACCUUCUGAAUGGCAAUCCGACUUCUCAACUGAACCUUGAUGCCCAGGCUAUGCUCUUGCCUCCUACAUCGCCGACAGGACGCCACGAACGAAGCCAGAAUACUAUCGACCUUCCCCGAUCGUCCCAAGAACACCCCGAGGUAGAGAUGAAAUGCCUUCGGUCAGUGGCUAGUCUCAGCAAGGAGGAAGUGAGACUGCUAACCCGAGUCCUGCGCAUAGGGUUCAUCGACCCAGCUGGGAACGAGCCUAGAGACAAAGGCGAGAUAAUGAAGGCGAUCAAGAAACUUCCCUCGGUCCUGCAGAGGCACUGGCUAGAUCACUGGAUGAACCUCAUAGGUCGGGCGCCGGCCGUGGCCCUGUGUGAUUUGCACACAAAACUGAACCCCUACAUUAUCCAAUACAUAUUCGAGCUGCUGCGAUGCGAGGUUAUCACGCAUUUGGAGUGCCUCUACUGGUACCAUAGUGUGCUCCGGGAUGCUCGCCUUGACGGCGUCGAUCUCAAAGUGCGAGAUAUUGUGUACAGCCUGCGGGACAUACAUUACAUGUGGACCCCCUCUCGACGAGUUGUCCAAGGAAGCCCGGUCACGUACCAGCAGAAUAAGUGCGAAGCGUGCAUCCUAGCCCGGGUUGUCAACGGGCGGAAAUUCCUGCAACAUCUCCGGACAGCCCUCCUGAGCCGGACAGCAACCAGGAGGAAUCAUCGGGUACCGACGUUCCUCCCGUUCGUGGAUGAAAGCAUAGCCUGCCAUGAAGGCUUCAUCGAUAGGAUACAUUGGCGCAGCAGCACUCUGGCGACAGCCAUGAAGCGUCAGCGGAAACAUGCUCACCGGGCUCGGAUGAUGUCUAACCCUAUUGUGAGUCUCAAACAAGAGACCUCAAAAGCCACAGAUGAGAUUGUAGUUCCCAUUGGCAUAGAUCCGGAGGUUCUCGAGUCAUUCCACGGGGACCGACAAAAGGACGGAAACCAUGGUGAACCCUACACAACGUCUGAGCCGGUGCCCAAAAGACACGAUAGUGACACCGACACCCUUGCUGGAAUAGUCGGGUUGUACAAUGAGCCUCAACCUCUGAAUUGGAUAUCCUCUCCCACAUCCUGUGCGAUGGAGAGUCAAUCAGAUGUCUCUUCUGUCACUUACACCGACGAAUCACCCUCUCAUGUGUCACCUACCUCCCCUAAGGACAACCCGUGGCUCGCUCCAUUAACUUCCACACCAGAUCCGUUGCCUGGUCGUUCACCAUCAAUCCACAAGAGAAAAGCCCCAAUGGAAAAACCCGCCGAUGAUGUCGAUGAUGGAUAUACAAGCAGGUACAUCCCUCCCCGGAAAAUGCCCAACUGGAAGCAUGUGUUGGGUAGAUCCAACUCCUUGGACCUAUUUUCCACCGGAGGUCAAAGCCUCUACUGGGAAGAACCCCCAGGGGAUGACGGAUGUGAGCAAAUAGCGACCCAAUACCGCAAUCUGCUCAGCCCAGUUCAGCCAUACUACGAAUCGGAACACGAUGAACGGUUCUCCCAGUCAGAUUACGAAGGCAAUCCAAUAGGAAACAGGGAAAGUCAAGAUACCAACUGGAGCUUUCUAUUUAGAUCCUAG